AUGUUGCAAAACAUGUUCAAAAACAACGGUUUCCAAAGUAAAAACGACUUCUUCUUUUUCAAUAGGUGGAUUUUAAAAAUUGCCGGGUUAUGGUUACCCGACAGUAAAAACUGGUAUGUUCAGUUUGUUUACAAGUUAUAUGCCUUUACUGAACUCAUAUCAGUAUACUGCAUCUUCGUGAUAAGUGAGUUUAUAAGUUUGUUUUAUAACCACAGCCACGACUUGAACGGUUUCAUGAAAAACUUGAGUUUUGGUUUGACUGAUUUGUUGGCCUCAGGAAAAGUUGUGUUUUGGUAUGUCAACAGAGAUAAACUGAGAGGGAUUAUAAGAAGACUUGAGGAAGAUCAGUUAAAGUACGAGAGAUGUGAAGAUUUCAACCCGGAGGAUAUGUUUUACCGCUACAAAAUUUUCGGUGUUAAAACAGUGGGAACCUACUUGGGCUUUAGCUACUUGGUGAUCCUUCUUUCGUUUGCACCUCCUAUCUUAUCGACUCUAAAAGUCCUCAUCACCAAUGAGAAAUUUGAACCUGAUCCACUCCCGUAUAAUCCAGAAUUCCCCUUCAAUUAUGACACCCCCAAAAUGUAUUUGGUAGCUCUACUAUUUCAGGGUACCACCAUGUUCUCAAGAGUUCAAAAUAUCAUAGGGCUGGAUUCGUUAAUAAUCAACCUCAUGAAUUUCAUGGCCUAUCACUUCACUUUGCUUCAACAAGCCUUUUUGAAAAUUACUCAAAGAAAGUUGCAGAGGCAAACCUCUCUUUAG
Brassicogethes aeneus is the source of this 759-nucleotide messenger RNA. The record is from the annotation of a GenBank genome assembly. Lineage: Eukaryota; Metazoa; Arthropoda; Insecta; Coleoptera; Nitidulidae.